AUGGAAGAAAAAUCAAAUGGUGGAGAACAAAAGCAAAGAAGAAAAUGCAAGUUUAUUCAUGGGGAUAAAGAGUUUAGGAAUUCUGAAACUUUUGAAGGACCCGAGGUCGGGAUGGAAUUUGAUGAUGUUGAAGAUAUAUUCCAUUCGUACCGAAGUAUGCAAGAUCAAUUGGAUUUCGUUGUUAUUCGUCCCCAUGUUAAGACUACAAAGGGAAUUGGUUGUCUAGCAAAGCCGAUAGCAUCACUAGGCGGAGAUGGGAAGUGGAAGAUAAAUCGUGUCAUCAAAGAUCACAACCACGAAAUGGAUACAGAGAUGACAAGGUUUAUUAGGCGACACAGGUCCGUCCCGCCAUGUAUGAAGAGACAUGCUAAUGAAGUGGUUGGUACACAAGGAUGCAUUGUGCUUAAGGAUCCGAUUAUGGUAACCUACAAAGGCAGAGCUAAAGAGAAAGAGGCUGGUUUCUAG
Dovyalis caffra is the source of this 465-nucleotide messenger RNA. NCBI's taxonomy places the organism in Eukaryota, Viridiplantae, Streptophyta, Magnoliopsida, Malpighiales, Salicaceae. The record is from the annotation of a GenBank genome assembly.